This is a messenger RNA of Labeo rohita (rohu), 6671 nucleotides long. RefSeq names its product histone deacetylase 7a (gene hdac7a). The coding region runs from base 308 to 3304 and encodes 998 amino acids. NCBI's taxonomy places the organism in Eukaryota, Metazoa, Chordata, Actinopteri, Cypriniformes, Cyprinidae. The record is from RefSeq and is a predicted model, not a curated record. Gene Ontology annotation, molecular function: histone deacetylase activity. Gene Ontology annotation, biological process: negative regulation of transcription by RNA polymerase II; chromatin organization. Gene Ontology annotation, cellular component: histone deacetylase complex. The transcript has 27 exons.
UUCAGCACCAAACACACACACACACGGUCUCUUUCCUCUCCUUUUCUUCCUCCGCUUUGCAGCUUCAGACAUUUGGGGAAUCCUGAAACAAGUUGUUCCCACAAAGAGGCACUGCCAACUUAGUGUAAGUAGACUCUGAAUGAACAGAAGAAACAGAAAGAGGCUGUGUUUCACUAGGAGCCUUGAUAUUCCUGCCCUCCCGUGUUCACUCCUUCAUGUCUUUUGUUGUGGACACUGACUGCGCUGGUUGGACACCGUGAGACUUUUGAUUAUGGACAUAGAGACGCUGUAGAGCCCGACACGCUGCAUGUACGCUCGACUUGCUGCACCUGCUCCUGAAACAUGGCGUGGUUUAGAUGAUGGAAGUUGUGCAGCGGGACUGAUCGUCGAGUCAGAUCAAAGAGACACUCACUACUGGGGAGUGGCAGAAGACUCAGUGUCGUCUCCCACGGGCCCCGCUCCCAUGGACCUGCGUGUAGGUGAGCGUCUGGUGCGUCCGGGUUCGGACACGGCCUUCCUGUCCCCUCUGCACCCCCCUCUGCUGAUUGGCUUCAAUCCGCAUAACUGUUCCCAGUACAGCCAGCAGCAGCUGCAGCACAUACAGCCGUAUAACAUGGAGCAGCAUCUACGAGAUCAGGAACUAGCGAAACAACAGCUACAGCAACUUAAAAACAAGGACAAGAGUCAACAAAGUGCUGUGGCCAGUGCGCUGGUUAAGCAGAAACUGGCGCAGGUGAUUCUGAAGAAGCAGAAGGCGGUGCUGGAGAGGACCAACUCCAACCCUCUGAGCACCCCGUCCGUCGCCUACCGUCUUGUGUGUUCCCACAGAGAGCUGGUUCCAGAUCCCAGCGCUCCUGUACAGGCGCUCCUGUCCUCCACAAAACCGUCUCUCAACGAAGGGCCCGACGAACCGCCGCUGAGACGAGCAACCUCAGAGCCCAACCUGAAGGUGAAGCAUAAAUUAAAGAAGCACCUGAACACCCGUAAGAGCCCGCUGACCCGCAAAGAGAGCGCGCCGCCCACCAUCAAACACCGCGUUCCUGAUACGCUGGACUCGUCCCCCAGCAGCAGUAGCACUCCAGUAUCCGGCUGCAGCUCUCCAAACGACAGUCUGCCCAAUGAGAACGGAGUUCUGCCCGCCACCGCCAGCCUGUCCCAUGAGGCUCAGAGGCUGCUGUUGCAGGACGGCUCUUUAACUCACUUCACGGUGCAGAAUCCCUCCAGUCUCCCCACCAUCACGCUAGGCCUUCCCGCUAACGCCAAGGCAGAGAGCGAGUUGGGUUCGCUGAAGCUGGGUCGUGUGCCGGUGGUUCCAGGUGGGUCUCCGGUGCUGGUUCCUCUGGGUGUGGAAGAGCAGACUGGACCGCUCAUACAGCCCGUCCUCAUCCUGGAGCCCUCUGGACUCGUACACACCCCUCUACUGGCCGUUCCAGGUCUGGGUCCGGUUCCCCUGCAGUUCAGCACGUCUGGUCCUCAUAAGCCGCUGAGCCGUACCCGCUCCGAACCGCUGCCCCAGAGUCCCCGUGCGCUCCAUCCUCACCUGCUCCAGCAGCAGCAGCACAGCGCUCAGCUCCUGGAGAGACUCAAGCAGCAGACUCACCUGGGCAAGCUCAUGUCGAAGUCCAGCGAGAAGCCUCGUCUCCGGCAGAUCCCGUCAGAGGACAUGGACUCCGAGGAGGUGGGGCCGUCAGCGGGCGACGCCCAUCAGGGCAGGGCGAGGGCGGAGUCUCAGAGAGAGCUGGAGAGUCAAGACGAGCAACUCAACCUGCAACACACCCUCAUUCUCAACCAGUCACGUCUGUGGGAAACGCAAAAGCAACUCCAGCAGCUGCGCAGACAGACGGCUCACAUGGAGACACUGGCGGUACCCAUGAUGCUCGGCGGCGCACACCGGCCGCUCUCUCGUACGCAGUCGUCUCCAGCUUCCACCUCGCUAACGCUGCCGGACAAAGCCUUGCCUCUCACCACGGCACCAGAGCCGCCCCAGAGCCAGCCGCGCUUCACCACGGGCCUGGUGUAUGACUCCCAAAUGCUGAAGCACCAGUGUACAUGUGGAGACAACAGCAGCCACCCAGAGCAUGCUGGGAGGAUCCAGAGCAUCUGGUCGCGCUUGCAGGAGAGGGGCCUCAGGGGCCAGUGUGAGAGUAUUCGGGGAAGGAAGGCCACCCUAGAGGAGUUGCAGUCUGUCCACACCGAGCGCCACGUCCUGCUGUACGGCACCAAUCCGCUCAACCGCCUCAAACUGGACAAUCGCAAACUGGCCGGCAUACUGUCACAGCGGAUGUUCGUCAUGCUGCCCUGUGGGGGAGUCGGGGUGGACAACGACACCAUCUGGAAUGAGAUGCACACUUCCACAGCGUCCCGCAUGGCGGCCGGGAGCGUGACAGAGCUGGCCUUCAGAGUGGCUAAAGGAGAGCUCAAGAACGGCUUUGCUGUGGUUAGGCCACCAGGACAUCACGCAGACCCGUCAAACCCCAUGGGUUUUUGUUUCUUCAACUCGGUGGCGAUCGCUGCUAAGCAGCUCCAGCAGAAGCUCAGCGCCAGUAAAAUCCUCAUCGUUGAUUGGGAUGUUCAUCAUGGCAACGGCACCCAGGAGAUCUUCUACAAUGACCCCAGCGUCCUCUACAUCUCUCUCCAUCGCUAUGAUAAUGGAAACUUCUUCCCCGGGAGUGGCGGACCGGCAGAGGUGGGUUCUGGUGCCGGUGAGGGUUUCAACGUUAAUGUGGCGUGGACCGGUGGUCUGGAACCUCCCAUGGGCGAUGCGGAGUACCUGGCUGCCUUCAGGACGGUGGUGAUGCCCAUUGCUCAGGAGUUUUCCCCAGACGUCGUGUUGGUGUCUUCAGGGUUUGAUGCCGCAGAAGGACACCCUGCUCCUUUAGGAGGAUACAAAGUCACUGCUAAAUGUUUCGGGUUUUUGACUCGGCAGUUGAUGACGCUAGCAGGAGGACGCGUGAUUCUUGCAUUAGAGGGAGGUCACGACCUCACUGCCAUAUGUGAUGCUUCUGAGGCCUGUGUCAGCGCUCUGCUAGGACUGGAGGAGCCUCUUCCGGAGUCGACUCUCCUGCAGACGCCCAAUGCCAACGGAGUGCUUUCCCUCCAGAGAGUGCUGCAAAUACAGAGUCAGUAUUGGUCAUCACUGAAGCCGGUGAUGGGCACAGUGGGGAUGUCGUUUCUGGGUGCCCAGAGGAAAGACUGUGAGGAAACGGACACAGUGAAUGCGAUGGCGUCCCUCUCCGUGGGUGUUUUGACCAACAAAAGCCUUGCUGAUGAACCCAUGGAGCACGACGAAGAAGACUCCCUUUAAACCAGGUCUUUACGCGUCUGAAAACUGUCCAGUACCAAAAUGGCGCUCCACACCACGUGAUCGAGCCGUGCCUCAAGACCAGCAGUGCCUCAGGGGGGCGUGGCUUCCUCAUCAUAGCCCCUCCCCCAAGACACCACCUCAACACUGACCACCAGCACAGCGCGGCUAAGCUAACAACCCGCAGCUACAGUUCUGCCGGGGCUCUGGGAUCCACGGCAUCUUCUCCAUACCACACAAACAAACACACUAUGAGGCCGUUAGUGUGUUUUUAACAUUCGCUAAAAGAAUGUGCUCGAAUAUUCACCUCCGGUGCCUCGGAAGAGACUAUUUACCUUAGCUGGAGAUGCAAAAGGAACAGUUCCAGUUAAGGAUUAUUUAACCUUUUUUUUUCAAACUACCCCUGACAAGCGGACUGUGUGCUGAGAGAAAAUGAGGGGUUUCCUUGCACCUGGCAACCACAAAGUGGCUCCACUCUAUGAUGCCAUUACUAUUAACCAAUUUAACCACUAAAGACGAAGAAGAAGAUCUCGACGACUGUGGGUUUUAUAAAUCGUAAUUUUUUUUUGCACUGUGCAUUCCAUAAUGUGAACCGUGAAAUUUUCCAAACCUCUGGGAAACGAAAGAUCUAAUUCUGUAUCUAGUUUUACGCUUUUAAAGUGAAGCAAAAAAAAAAAAAAUAGUUGCAUUCUUGUCAAGUUCAGUUGCGUUCUACCUGCAUUCCCAGCAUGAAGGCUGUAGACUUGAAUACUUCGAGAUUUGUACUGAUUUUGUGUAUCUGCCUCGCGUUUUUAAAGGCCAGAGGGACAAACCAGCUACGAGCAAGUUUAUUGCACACACCCACCCAAAAAAAAAAAACACAUGUACUCUCUAAUUUCUGUGCACACGUCGCAUCCUUAUGACCACUGUACAGUUAAUAUCGUGGACACAGGAAGUGCUUAGGCUUUCCCUAGUAGCUCAGUCUCUUUUUAGACCAAACUAAUUUGAAUAUGACUUUUAUAUGUGUGUGCGUGCGUGUAUCUAUCGAUCAUCUAUCAUCUUUUGUCUGUUCUGUACUCGCAGUUGACCACGAAAAGCGCAAAACGACAUUUGAAUGGGCUCUCGCAGCCACUUUAAUGGCAGUGUGUGAAAUUCUUUUUACAGCACAAUUGUCUGUAUUUUUUUUUUCACUGAUCUUUGUUGUUUUGGACGAGGGAAAUGGCUAGCUUGUUAACCUGUGGAGAAGACUUGUCUAACGUUGGUGUGCAUUUAAUGAUUUUCUUUCAUUGCUGUGCACUUACUGACGUUUUUUUCAUUUUUACGAGGGAUGCAUUGUUUUUGGAUGGCGUUCUGUUUUCCACAGCCUGCACAUAGAUGUCUAAUUCACACCAGUUGUGUGGAUGAAGUUUAUAGCGAUAUUAAAUAUGUCUCUCGGCCGCUGGGAUUCACAUUUACGCCAUCAUCGAUGAACCGAAAUUAAUAUCACACCAACCUUAAAACCGAAACGGACGGACCUCUUCCAAUCAGCAUGUUUGGUUUUAAAAACCGUAUCACUUGUUAAACAUUUGGGACCUUGGACCACAAAACCAGUCUUACGUAGGAUGGGUAUUGUGUGGGUCAAAAUGAUAAUAUUUUCUUUUAUGCCAAAAAUCAUUAGAAUAUUAAUGUUCCAUUAAGAUAUUUUGUACAUUUACUACUGUAAAUAUAUCAAAACUGAAUUUUUGAUUAGUGAUAUGCAUUGCUAAGAACUUCAUUUGGACAAUUUUAAGGGUCAUUGCACACUUAAAAAAUAACAUUUACACGCUGCCUUCGAAACUUUCGUCCGUCAUUAACAAAAUUCAGAUCAGCUUCGAUUUUCUGCGUUUUUGCAUCCGUAGCUAGAAUUUUGAUAGGGAAGGAUGACAAAUACGAAAAAAAAUUGCAUACGAAAAUUUCGGACUCGGUGUGCAUUGACCUUAAGGGCGAUUUUCUCAAAAUUUAUAUUUGCUCCCUCAGAUUCCAGAUUUUCAAAUAGUUGUAUCUCAGCCAAGUAUUGUCCUAACAAACCACACAUCAAUGGAAAGCAUAUUUAUUCAGCUUUCAACUUUCAAAAAAUUGACCCAUGUGACUGGUUUUGUCAUUCUGGGUCACAUUUCUAAACAAAAAUCGAUCUGGUUGCAUAAUCCUGAUGGGCCAAACCUCUAAAAUAAGAGCUGGAAAUCAUCAUCCACAUGCUGUAUCAGUAUCUCAUCGCCAGUUGGGACGUUCCAUUCACCUAGCAGCACAGUUCAUGGUGCUUGUUUGACUUUAGCGUUGUGCCUUUUGGUUUAACGAACGCCCCGGCGGCUCAAUUCGCAUUGUUGGCUAACAAUGACCAAAUCCGAUCUUUCUGACAACUAUUUACCUCUGCAUUCACAACCAAAUACAGCGUUAACAUGCUUUCCUGCGUUCACUACAAGAAGCAAUCGUGACCUGUCAGUUUGCUGUCAUUACGAACACGUGGACUAAAACUAGAGGCAUUCCUUGUGCGCCCAACAAGUCUCCACUUCCUCCCUUUCUUGCCUUGUACCAAACCACUGUGGAUAGUUCUACAUUUGUAUGAUUCCAUGUAAAUAGUACCAAGCAUUUAUCGAUGUUUUGUGAGGUUUUCAUGAAGACCCUGGGUAGCCUUUGCCCAUCAGACCCCCAUGAAGACUGUUGUAAAAUAGAGCAGAUGCAGACGUUCGCUCAUUAAUGAAGUCAUAGCUAACUAGCGGCGAUCUCGCUGCAUAUUUAUAGUACUUCAAACAGUGCACUUGCAUUCCACCGUCACCAAAACACACGUCAGCAGUUGAGACCGUUUGGACUUGGUUAGCGACAAAUCGACAGCACUUAGUGACAGUUUCACCGGGCCGUUGGGACUGUGGCUACAGAUCUUCACAUUCCGUUGCCGUUUGGACACUGAUAUGCGUCUUAUAUACAGUUCUAGUUUAGUGGUGUAUUUUUACAAUAGCUUUGUGCAUUUGUACUGUUUUGAUAUACCUCUCAAAGCGCUUGUAUUCUCUCGUCUCUCCGAAGCCUUUAUGAAGUAAAACGGAGAGCGCGUGCUGUCGUCACCGCUCUGUAAAAGCAAACCAGCGCCGUCUUAAUGUCAUUUAUUCCCUGUCGCCGCCUUGUAUGGAUAAUGUAAAUAGUUUCCUACGACCAAAAGACUUCACCUACGUGCCUUGAAGUACUUUACCUGUCGACCCCCACUAACUGGAUCGGUUUUUAACAAAGAGUAACAGAAAUGACGUUUCCGAACCUUCAUGUACUUAACGAUUCCUUGGUUCAUUUCCUGUUUCUUUAUUUCUCUGUGUAUAGAAAAGAAUGUCUAUUUUGUACUGUUUCUAUCUUCCUAAUUAAAAAGGAAAGCAUUUUUUGUUUGCCUGAA